AUGAAGAGGACUCACAGAGUUACUACUGAGGCUUCAUCAUCUAGAUCUAAUAGACAACAGGUUGAAGAUGUAGGUCCUACUCAUGAUAGUAAUGUUGACGCAGAGGUUGAAGAUGUAGUUGCUACUCAUGAUAGUAAUGUUGAGAUACAUGUCGAGCCUACUAAGCCAUCUCGACAGCUGCAAUUUGGAAUAAUCAGGAACGUGAGCUCCUUAGGUGCAUGUCGAAGACAUCUACCCUUUGUGAGUGGAAUUAGUGGGAAUGCAGAUAAGAUUGUGGUAUCUACAUUCGUUGAGUGGUGGCAUCCUGAAACGAACACCUUUCACAUACCUUUUGGUGAGAUGACCAUCACAUUGGAUGAUGUGUCAUCUAUUUUAGGCAUUCCUGUGUUUGGUGCAGCCGUUGCUCCACUUGAAGAUGAUAACGACACAAAUUUUGAGUUGUCAGUUAAGUACUUAAGAGUGACUGGUGAAGAGGCUACUGAACAAUUGCACCAAUACAGUGAUGAGUAUGUGAGUUUGUCAUUGUUACGAGCGCGAUUCUCCAAUGUUUCAGACACAGAUUCAAAGGAGUACAUCAUGUAUUCGACCAUAGCAUAUUUUUUAUAUCUCUUGGGUUGCACUUUGUUUGUUGACAAGACUAGCAUGAGAGUCCAAAUUGUGUACCUUAGACUACUUAGAAACCUUGAUAGUGUUGCUGGUUAUCCUUGGGGUUCUGGGUGCUUAGCAUGGUUGUAUAGACAAAUAGGCCAAGCUUUGAGGUCUAAGGUGAAGUAG
Prunus armeniaca (apricot) is the source of this 774-nucleotide messenger RNA. Lineage: Eukaryota; Viridiplantae; Streptophyta; Magnoliopsida; Rosales; Rosaceae. The record is from the annotation of a GenBank genome assembly.